AUGUCCCUGGCGGCCAUCUUCGUCUUCCUCCUUGUCUCCGCGGUGCAGAUGCUCGAGUGCGUCCUCGAUCUCGCGAGAAGGAGGGGAUCAAUUUCUGACGAUCAGCUCAAACUACGGAUGGAGAUCACGCAACUUCUCAAGGAGGCCAGUGCACUAUCCACGCCCUCGACGUUUGCGCAGGCCGCAAAACUCAAGAGACUGGCUGCUGCUAAAGAGAAGGAGCUGGCAAAGAUACAAGAUCUGAACAUUAAAGGAAAGCAAUCUUUACACGAACAACAUGACAAAAUUUUGUUGGUCAGCAAGGUUCUAAUCUAUGGCGUGCUCAUUCAGUGGUUUUGGAGUACUCCUGUAACUACUGUUCCUAAGCACCUUCUCCAGCCAUUCGGAAGGUUGUUUUCCUGGAGAGGUGUAGAUGCUGCUACAGGCCGUGUUGUGGUUGGAAUUCUCCCAUGGCUAUUUUUGACCUCUCGUGUCAGCAAGCUGCUGAGUGAGAAACUUGCGCCCAUAUUUCUGCAUCCUUAG
This is a messenger RNA of Panicum hallii, 522 nucleotides long. RefSeq lists its product as uncharacterized. The transcript has 7 exons. Gene Ontology annotation, biological process: tail-anchored membrane protein insertion into ER membrane. The coding region runs from base 1 to 522 and encodes 173 amino acids. Lineage: Eukaryota; Viridiplantae; Streptophyta; Magnoliopsida; Poales; Poaceae. The record is from RefSeq and is a predicted model, not a curated record.